Molecule: messenger RNA, 375 nt
Organism: Ilex paraguariensis (yerba mate)
Lineage: Eukaryota; Viridiplantae; Streptophyta; Magnoliopsida; Aquifoliales; Aquifoliaceae
Source: the annotation of a GenBank genome assembly
AUGGUGAGAGUUGUGGUGAAUGUUGGAAUAUUUGGGUCGCCGGAGUUGGACUCCAGAGAGAAAGGGAGGAGACAAAUUGUUAGAGCAAUUACUGAGAUACCUCGGCGGGAAGAUUUUGGGGAUGAGUUUGGAAGGCAGAGGAUGAGAUUGAGAAGGAUUCUGAGAGAGAUUUUAGGGGAAGAUAUGGGGGAAUCAGAGGAGACUGGGGCCUCUGAGGAGGAGAUUUCUCAUCAGGCUGUCACUUUCUUUACUAAAUUGUACAAGUCUAAAAACCAUACCCUUGAUGAAGAGUUAUUUGGGGUCAUUCCUGAGCUUGUUGGACCAACUGACAACGAGAAUUUGACUAUGGCUGCCACCUUAAUUGAAGUUAAAUAG